Molecule: messenger RNA, 2286 nt
Organism: Ochotona curzoniae (black-lipped pika)
Lineage: Eukaryota; Metazoa; Chordata; Mammalia; Lagomorpha; Ochotonidae
Gene: PKD2L2
Product: polycystin 2 like 2, transient receptor potential cation channel
Exons: 13
Coding region: 56-1636 (526 amino acids)
Biological process (GO): detection of mechanical stimulus
Cellular component (GO): membrane
Molecular function (GO): calcium channel activity; calcium ion binding
Source: RefSeq, a predicted model, not a curated record
CGCAGGCGCACCACGGCCCGGAGGCGACGAACGGGCGGUGUAGUCCAGGUCGGCCAUGGCUGAGGCGUCGCGUUGGUAUCGACCGGGGUCUUCAAAACAUAAUCUGCAUUACAUAAAGGAAGUAGAAAUUAGAACCACCCUUCAGGAACUGUUGCUGUACUUUAUCUUUUUAAUAAACCUAUGUAUAUUGACUUUUGGAAUGGUAAACCCACAUAUGUAUUAUUUAAACAAGGUUAUGUCAUCACUGUUUUUGGAUACUUCUGUGGCUGAUGAUGAAAGAACCAACUUUAAGUCUAUUCGCAGUAUCACUGACUUUUGGAAGUUUAUGGAAGGACCCCUUUUGGAAGGUUUGUACUGGGAUUCAUGGUACAAUAACCAGAGGCUAUACAAUUUAAACAACAGCAGUCGUAUCUACUAUGAAAACAUACUUCUGGGAGUACCCCGAGUCCGUCAACUAAAAGUCCGUAACAACACCUGCAAGGUCUACUCAUCCUUUCAGUCUCUGAUGCAUGAAUGUUAUGACAAAUAUACUUCUAAAAAUGAAGAUCUAUCUGAAUUUGGCCUCAGAACUGACACUGAGUGGAAAUAUUCUUCUUCUAAAACCAGUUCCCCUUUGCACUGGGGAUAUGUUGGUGUUUACCGAGAUGGGGGAUAUAUUUUCACCUUAUCAAAAUCAAAAUCUGAAACUCAAACCAAGUUUGUCAACCUUCGACUAAACAGCUGGAUCACAAGAGGAACUAGGGUCAUUUUUAUUGACUUUUCACUUUACAAUGCUAAUGUAAAUUUGUUUUGCAUCAUCAGAUUGGUGGCAGAAUUCCCUGCAACUGGAGGAAUACUUACAUCAUGGCAGUUUUACUCUGUAAAGCUCCUUAGAUAUGUCAGCUACUAUGAUUAUUUUAUUGCCUCCUGUGAAAUAACCUUUUGUAUUUUUCUUAUUGUUUUUACAACACAAGAAGGCAAAAAAAUAAAGGAAUUCAAAUAUGCCUAUUUCAAAAGUAUCUGGAACUGGCUAGAAUUACUGCUUUUACUGUUGUGUUUUGUGUCUGUUUCCUUCUAUGUAUACUGUAAUUUGCAAACUUACCUCCUACUUGGAAAGUUGUUGCAAAAUACUGAAAAAUAUUCAGACUUCUAUUUUCUUGCAUACUGGCACAUUUAUUACAACAAUAUAAUUGCUAUUACUAUCUUCUUUGCAUGGAUAAAGAACAUGUUCCUGGCAAUAAUUAAUGAUACCUAUUCUGAAGUGAAAGCUGACUAUUCAAUAGGCAGAAGGCCAGAUUUUGAACUUGGUAAAAUGAUAAAACAAAGUUACAAUAAUGCUCUUGAGAAACUAAAUCUGAAGAAAGCUGAAAAAGAUGAAGACAAGAAAAUGAAAACCAGUGGAGAUUUGGCUGAAGAAGCCAGAAAAGAAGGCUUUGACGAAAGUGAAAUCCAAAGGGCAGAGCACAUGAGAAAAUGGAAAGAGAGACUUGAGAAAAAGUAUUACUCUGCAGAAAUUCAGGAUGACUACCAGCCUGUCACCCAACAAGAAUUCCGAGAACUCUUUUUAUAUGCUGUGGAGCUGGAGAAGGAAUUACACUACAUCAGUUUAAAACUAAACCGAGUGAUGAGAAAGUUUUCAGCUCUACAAGACAAGUGAGUCAUUCUGUAAGAAAAAGGCAACCGAAGAAUUCAGUGUGAAGACUUUCUCGUUUUUCUUCAGUAAUGGAAAAAAAAUGUUGGUGUAACAAAAAGUUUUGUAUUUCCAAAGUUCUUGAAAGGAUAAAAUUCUAGUCUUUAGCUAAUAGGAUGUAUCUGUAGUGCAAAACAAUGAAGAAAACGGCAUAUGUUUCCUAGAGGUGGAGAGGUCGGUCUUGGUUACUAUGGAACAUCACACUCCUGAGAGGGGCCCACUUGCCCUCCCAUCAUUUGCUUUAGUGGCACCACAACCAAGUAUAAAAUGAAAUUCUCUGAGUGCCUGAAAAAACGAACUCAAGUACCAGCCAAGUACACAUGAUAGCUUCAAGGGACACAACUGACUUUAUGAUGUGAACUUUUGAAGGAGCAUAUUUUAUAUGGAUUUUGAAGAAUCUUGUUUGCUGAUAAGAACUUCAAGAAGCCUAAGCUUCGCUUUAAUUUUCUUGUACUCCCUGUACUCCUCAAGCACUGGAACACGAUCCUCUUUCUGGGCAUUCCUAGGGGAAAAAAAAUAAAAGCUGAGAUAGCCUAUACAGCAUCUAGAAAAUGCAAACGAGAAACUGCCCAGUUAUACAGUGUUACCAAACAUAAAUCAAAAUAAAAGUUGCUCUG